Molecule: messenger RNA, 1188 nt
Organism: Panicum virgatum (switchgrass)
Lineage: Eukaryota; Viridiplantae; Streptophyta; Magnoliopsida; Poales; Poaceae
Product: gamma-glutamyl peptidase 3-like
Exons: 3
Coding region: 202-1002 (266 amino acids)
Cellular component (GO): cytosol
Source: RefSeq, a predicted model, not a curated record
UCGCAUCGUCGCCCUCUCUCUUCCGGCCGGCCUCUAUAAAUCGAAGCGAUCCUCGCCAACUGCCACACACACGCUUCCAAAUCGUAGUACUAGCUAAGCCCUCAGCUGAGAUCGAUCGUUUCAGCUCUGCAAGCUUUCACAUUUCUCUCGUCUCGUCUCGUCUCGUCUCGUCAUCCAAGGUUCGAUCGAAUCGACCUGACCAUGGUUGCUGUGGAGGCAGCGGCGACGCCGAGCCGGCGGUUCGCGCUUCUGAUGGCGGCGCGCGACUCCGACUACGUGCUCAAGAAGUACGGCGGCUACCUCCACGUCUUCGUGGCGGCGUUCGGCGGCGCCGGCGAGGCGUGGGACCUGUACCGGGCCGUCGACGGGGAGCUCCCGGCGCCGGGGGACCUCGGGGCCUACGACGGCUUCGUGAUCAGCGGCAGCCCGCACGACGCGUACGGCGACGACCUGUGGAUCCUCCGCCUGUGCGCCCUCGUCCGGGAGCUCCACGCCAUGCGCAAGCGCGUCCUCGGCGUCUGCUUCGGCCACCAGCUGAUCUGCCGCGCGCUGGGCGGGCGCGUGGGCAGGGCCCGCGCCGGCUGGGACGUCGGCGUCAGGGAGGUGGCCAUCGCGGACGCCGCCGCGGCGCUGCCGCCGUGCCGGUUCCUCGACGCGCUGCGCGAGCGCGGCAAGCUGCCGCGCCGCGCCAAGAUCACCGAGGUCCACCAGGACGAGGUGUGGGAGGUGCCGGAGGGCGCGGAGGUGCUGGCCUCCUCCGACAAGACGGGCGUCGAGAUGUUCCGCGUCGGCGAGCACGUGCUGGGCAUCCAGGGCCACCCGGAGUACACCAAGGACAUCCUCCUCAGCCUCGUCGACCGCCUGCUCGCCGCUGGAUCCAUCACCGUGUCGUUCGCCGAGGCCGUGAGGAGGCAGCUGGAGGCCACGGCGCCGGACAGGGAGUUCUGGCUCAAGCUCUGCAAGAGCUUCCUCAAAGCUGAUGAAGAUCAGGUCUGCAAGUGAUUGGCAUCUACUUGAGUGGUGUUGUAACAGUAGAUGCAUGGGAUGCCCUGUUUUGGGAUCAAUUUGUUCUGAGCCCAGUUUAUGAUGAUAGAGUGCAUGCUAAUGUAAAUAAUACUAGGAAAUUUGGAAUAAACAAAGCCUCAGCGGACAGGUUAAUUUUCAAUAAGAGACUGGUUGGCGGGAGUA